UCUUUACAGUUGUCUGGAUUGCUCUUAUCAUGAUUCAUUCUCUUUUUUUUUUUUGCACUAUUGCGCGAUUUUAAGAGCCAGUAUUCUUGUGGCGGGUCCAUAAGUUGGUGAUAUAUGAAUUUAAGUGACCUUGUCCUGGAAUAUGGGGGCUUGAAGACUAGACCAUUGCCGAAGAAGGUGGAUGGUAAUGUUUCUCAGAAUGUAAAACAGACCAAGUUGCACAAGAAAAAAGAAAUAGGGCAAAUUGACUAUGAUUCACUAGGGGAUUUCGUGGGAAAAAAGCAGCGUAAUAUAGUGAUUCAGUCACCAUCGAAUUCCGAAACAGACUUGCGAUCGGAGGCGGACAUUGUUCAGUUCUCAAAGUUGAACGACGUUUUUGUGUUUUCACCGACGGCGUCACAAAUGACGUCAGAAGUUCUUCCUGGAGUUGUUUCUACUGCGUCGCCGUCUCUGACAGCGGUUUGCCCUGAAGGUGAGCGAGGAUCCGAGUCGUUACUGAACACGGGCUCUACUGAUGGCUUAAAAGCUUCGGUAGAGGUGACACAGGCUGAAGGCGACAUUGUUUCAUCGCCUCACGAGUCUGAAAUAUGUGGAGAGCAUUCUGACUGUCAUGCAAAUACUCAUUUCAAGCAAGUUUAUGGCCCUCAUUUUAUCUUGCCAUCACAACUUCCUCCCCCAGACAGUUCGCACUACGUGUUUAGAAACACGCGAACAGGUAAUUUAGAGCAGAGGGGCUUCAGAGGCAGAGAGGGAAAGACGGUUUCUCUCCACGAGCCAAGGGAGCUGUCAAGUGUAAAAAGUCGUACAAACCCUUUUUUUUGCGAGUCGUGCGAGAAGAAUUUCAGCCAAGCCGACAAAUUUCAGAGGCAUUUAGCACGGCACGUCGGCUGUGGAUAUGAGAACUGCACUUACAGAGCAGUUCCUGCACUUGUGAAACACCACGAAAUCUUACACGAACGAAAUGUGUUAAAUUUGGAAACUCCAGAGGAAAUCGAAAGGUACAUACAAGAGCGUCGAAAGCGGUUCCCGAAGGUGGCGAAACAGUUGGCGCUGGAGCGUCAAGCUCAACAGUCCGAGACUCAAGAUGCUAGUUUGGAGCAGAAUUGCCUCGAUUCCGAGAAUUCUGUCUCAGACGAGCAGGGCGAUUCGGAUUUGCAGGGCAGACGCGGCGAUUCAGUUUGCAGGCGAACAAAGAGAGGCAAAUGCUCGAACGGAGCUCAGUGCUCGUGUGGACAGAAGGCGGAAAUGCUCGAAACGGCGCCUAGACGUUCGAAAAAGAGAGCUGGUCUGUUAGACCAAAAAUGCGCGCCUCCGUCGAGGAAGAUUUUGGAAAGUUGGAUUACUCCGCAGAUCGAGAAAGAGAGCAAGGCCCUUUUGCAGUGCUUCGAGUAUAUCUGCCAAAAAAAUUUUUUUAUUAGAUGAUUCGGACGUCUUUAUAAAAGAGGGAGUUUAUGCAUAUGUGUAUGUACAAGAGGAGUCACAAAAUUCUGCCUUUGUUCCGAAAUGCUCUCCUCUACAGUGGCUCUUGUAUUUCGUCGUAUUCUAUUCCGGUUGCACCGCUUAGAGUGUUUGUGCCGGUUUCCAUGCGCGUGUAGGAAUACUCUAUUUGCGGAAUUAUGUCUAUUGCGUGUUCUACGUUUUCUGGCAUUUGGCUCAUGAGGAGCGUUGUUUCUUGCUCUGCGUACUCGUCGUCUAUUUCUCUCAGAGACUUGACGUCGGCCGCGAGCACCUUUCUCAACAGCGCGAGUUGAGCUUCUUUCGUGCUGGCGACAGUGAUGCUGCUCUUGUGGCACAUGGGCUUGAACAUCUUGAAUAUGUAGCCCUGUUCGAUCAGGAAUUGCUGGCGCUUGGCCGAGUAGUACAUUUCCUUGGUGUCCUGGGAUACCAGGGAGUAGAAGAAGGCGUCGAAGGCUCUUCCGCUGACCUUUCUGGACUUUGGGCGGAGUAUCCUUCCGAGGCGCUGGGCUUCUUGCCUGCGAGAUCCGUAGUGUGAGCUGAUUUGGAUGAUGACGGUCGCUUCGGGCAGGUCGAUUGAGUUGUCGCCGAUUUUGGAGAUGAACAGCGUUUUGGCGUUGAGGUUGUACUGAAACGCCGAUAAGAGUCGCAUUCUGUCUGAGUUGGUGGUUCCUCCAUAAAUGCACGGUUUUCCGAGGGCUGCGGCGUAGGUUUUGAGCACCAGGAUGUUGUCGCUGAAUACGAGAAUUUUAUCGUUUUCCGCUUCGUGGAUUCGGAUCAGGUAUUCGCACGUUCUCAGCUUGUUCGGAUUCAUGGUGUAGAGCACCCUGCCUUGCCUGGGUUCCGCAAGAAGGUACUUUUUGAAGAAUUCCGGCGUCAUUGGACACGGGACCUCGGCGCAGCACACGUUGGCGAUGUGUCCGGCUUUGCAGAGGUCGAGCCAGUUGGCCUCGUACAGCUUGGGGCCGAUGAGGUACAGAAGGUGGUCGAUCAUGUCGUCCUCACGGAUGAGGGUCGCGCUCAGUCCCAGUUUGCAGUGCGACUUGACUUUUGAGAUGACCGAGCGAAAGGUGUUGGCCGGGACGACGUGGACUUCGUCCAAGAUGACCAGUCCCCAUUCCUGCUUCUCGAUCAGCUUGACGACGAAGCUCGAAUAGUCCGAGCGCUUCGUGCUGUGGGAGAGCAUGCUGUACGUCGUGAGGAGGAUGGAGCCGAGGUCUUCCUCGCAGGCUAUUCGAGUUUUGCCCCCGGAGACGAAGUCGACCACUUGGUGGUGAUUGAUGUUGCUCCAGAGCAAAAACUGGUAUUUCCAUUGCUGAACGGACAUGGUCGACGUGCACAGUAAGAGCGUUUUUUUUUUGAUGACGCAGCACGUCGCGACGCCCACCAGCGACUUCCCUGCUCCGCACGCGAGCGAUAUGAUUCCGCUUUUGACUCUGCCGCACGCGAACAUUUUUGCCAGGCAUUUUUUUUGGUAAGGUCGCAGAGUGGUGGUCGUCUUGAGCGAAAUUUGAAUGGUCUCGUUGACCGUGUCCUUCGAAAAGUCGUACUCCUCAAGAAGAGGGUAGUCCAGCUCGAUGAACCUGCGCUUCACCGUCUCGUACUGAGAGCUGUCGACUUCAAAAGAGUACGUCGUGAGAGUUUGCUCCCUGUCAUCGGCCGCGGCUUCCAGAGCGAACUGGUCGAGCUGAAUGUUCAGAUCUUCGCCCGAAAAGUCGAAUUCCUGUUCCGUCUUUUGCUCGGCGCUCUCUUCGACUUGAGAAAGGGCGACCGUGUCGAUCGUCUCGUCCUCUCUGAGUCGUUGCAGCAGCUCUCUGUCUUGACUGUGGACGAAGUGUCGAUUUUUUAUCAGCAGCGACCUCACCUUUCCGAACCGAUCCGUGCAUACCUUGAUAAACUCCACAACCACCUCCGGAAUGUCCACCUUGGACAGGUGGUCCAACUGGCGCAAGAUCGUACCCGUGUCCAGUCCCACCGACACCGCAGCGUACAGGGACCCGUGGUUGAGGACGUAUUGGUGCAUCAUUCGCGUCCGCGCGAGCGGGUGCGCCACAGCUAUCAGAAAAUCAUAAGCCUGCUUGUAGAGCGGAGAAAACGUUUCCAUGUAUAUUCUUCGAUCCGGGCACACCCACAGAGCUCUCUUCUCGUGGUCGCCCUUCAAGCAGAGCUUGCUCGAGAAAUCUAUGUAGUCUAUCUCGUGCUCUCCGUCCUCGUCCGAGUCAGGCGUCUGCUCUGGCGCGUCCUGCGGCUCGCUAUCAACUCUGAGUCUCUUAAGAAAUUUUUUCUGAUUCAAUUCCGACUUUUGUUCCUUUAAUUCCUCAGAACGCUGCGGCCGCUCUUCCGGAAACAACGCCGACCUCGUCUUCGCCAAAGCGCGUUCGGCGCCUCGAACCGGAAGUUUGGCUGCCUUCUUCUUGCACCGACGCCUCAAACUCGACUCGUCUGACGUUUGUUCAAGAGUGAACUCCUCGUCGAGCUCUUCGGCGUCGCCCAAACGCCUGGCCUUUCGGCUCUUCUUCCGGCCACGCGGACUGUCCACUGACGUCGGAGGGGACGCAGCGCCCUCCUCCUCUUCGCCCACCCCGUCGUCGAGCUCUCCGAGCGGCCGGACCGCGUCCUGGGACGGCGGUCCGUGCAAAGGCUUCGACCUUCCAGCGGAACGAGUCACGACGUGAUAGGGCAUGUGUCGCAACGCCCUUAAGAAUAUGUGUCGCGAAAGUUGUUCGAAAAUUAGAGAACUGCAAAAUUUCGCGCUGCAAAAACUUAUUUCGUGCACAUUUGUCUCUGCUCUUCUAACUAGCUCCCGCUGCAGCCGAGCGACCCAACCAUUCUGUCUCCCGUUUUCGCCUCGUUCAAAAGCAUGCAAAAAGCCUCUUCGGGGCUCGUCAAGGUAGCAGAGCCCGUUCUACUGUCGAGGAGAAGCGAAAACCCACUGACAAGAGUUAUAGACAAGGCAGCAGGUAUUAUAGAAGGAGUCAACGAUUGGAUUUGGGAAAAGUCGACUGAAAAGGCCAAACUCAAAGACGUCAUCACGUUCGCCUGUUUUCAAGAUGUAAGCUUUUCAUAUGAUAUUUGCAUUCCGUGCCUCUUGGUAGGAUACAACAACGGGUUUCAGGUGUGGGACGUGAGUGCGAACAAGGGUUCGACGAUAACCGAGAUUGCGUCGAAGCAAUGGAAAUGUGUGAAGUUUAUAAGGGCGAUUGAGCUGCCCGAUCCUGGAUAUAGAGACCAGACUGAGUCCGAUCCCUAUGCCGACAACCGCCCGCUCUUGGCCGCGGUGUCUUGCGUUGGCACGACCAAGAACCCGUCCAAAAUUUUGUCGCUGCUCGGUCUUAGGAACAACACGUGGAUGCAUCCCCUCGAGUUUCCCAAUUCAAUUACGGACGUGCGCUCGAACCGCUACGUCGUGAUAGUUGGAACGUGCGAUUCGAUGUUGUACUUGCUGAAUUCGUGCACAUUGGAGCUCAUAAAUCAAAUCGCGUGCUGGAAGGAUCAUAACCCGCUUUCUGGACCCGCGUUCGCGCUGGGGGGGCACUGGCUAGCUUUUCAGACCAGGACGGCGAGGAAGGGGUUAUACACUCGGGGCAGCGAGAGUUCCGUGUCAGGGGAGAGGAAGGCGGAGAUGAGUCGCAAGGAAGACAACAACAUUUGGAGCAAGCAAGAAAUGUUGGGAAUGGCGAACUAUUCUAUGAAGGAGGCGGUUUACGCAGGUUCCAAGAUGUUGCAUUCCCUGCGCAGCGUUUAUGUAAGUGGGUUUUCGCCGCCUAGUGUUUCUCAAAAUGAUUCGGUUCCCGGCAUGGUUGAAAUCGUCGAAGUGGAGUCGUUUUGUACCAUCGCUUUAUGGCAGGCUGGCCACAAGAAAAUUUCUAUGAUGGACUUUGACGCUUCCGGUCUUUUGUUGGUGACAGCUCCUGACGGUGGACAGAACGUCAAGUUGUGGAGCGCGUGCACUUUUAUUCAGAACCCGAUGAGCCAGCCAAUUCCUCUGUACACUUUAGAGCGCGGAACCACAUUGGGGGAUAUUACGCACGUGACGUUUAAUGAAAAUUCAACUCUGCUGGCUUUCACAUCCAAGCCCAAGGGGACUACGCACAUUUUUCCUAUCCUUCCGGAGGGUGGCGAGGCGGAUGCGAAUUCUCAUUUGUCUAGCAAGAAGACGGGAUUAGAAAGGGUGAAGGGUCACCAAAAGACGUUUCGACCCGUCAAGCUCGCGACGAUUCACUCGAAUACAGUCAGCAAUGACGUCUUUGCUGGGAUUUCGAAAAUUUCUGCUCUUCCUAAUCAGUCUGUGACCAGCGACGAGGAUGGCGAGAACGUUCACUGUGACUACGGUUGCUUUACCUUUCACGCAGACGGAGGUCUCAUCAGGCGGGAUUUGCACCUGCGCCGCGAUUCGUCCGUCUCUUCCGUUUUGGUCGGGGAUGUCUAUCCCAAACUUCGUUGGGAUUUGACUCGAACGUUGGGCUCGCCGGAGUCUUUCAACGUGGACUACCUCUUCAGGCCUGCCUCUCCUCACGCCGUAGACGGCGAUCUUGACGGCGCCCAUCCGCCGUACGACGUAGAAUCAAUUCUUUCUAACGUCGAAAUGAUCACUCACGCUAAAGACGGUGAAUUUUGGUGGCGAAGCGACAUGUUUUCGCUGUUUGCUUACGUUGUUCCCCCUACUUGGCCCAAGGAUAUGGACAAGUCGACCAAGUGGAGGUGUGACAGUAUCUAUACAGAGACGCCUAAGCGUCAACUAGAGGUACGAUCAAAUUUGGAAAAAAAGCUAGUUCAAAACCAGUGUUGUUCCCAGAACGACGCAGAUUUCCAUACCACGCUUAAGACGGCUAGCAAAGACCUUUUGAACGUGAAUCUUAGUUCUGAGCCGAAGGACAGUGGCUAUCGCGCCAGUGGCACUCGUUCCGGAAAUUCUUCGUCUAACAGUGGCGCCUAUUCCGACUACACUGACACCAACUCUUCCGAAGCGUCAGAAGAAAAUUUUUUAAUUGAUCAAUUCUUCGGCGUAGCUGGCAACAGCAGCAAUUCCAGUGGUGACCACAAAUGCGAAGAUGAUAAUACAGACAGUCAUAACAAUCGUCAUGCUACCAACGACGGCGACUACGGCACCGAAAACAACGGUGUCAAUAAGGCCGCUAACUCGAACUCGGAUUCUCAAUCUCUGAAUUGCACAAAGGCAAACCUAUUGAAAAGGCGGUCGUCGAACAAUGCCAAGUCAGCAGUAGCCAAUUCAAACAAAAAAGCAAGAUAAGAAGUGAUCACAUUUCUCCUGUCGACGUUGUAGUUCGAUCGUCUCCCAUGUACUUUUUCUCUGAUACAGCUGUUAAUAUGUGACUUUUUUUCGCACAUUGGGAAUA
This is a messenger RNA of Schistocerca gregaria, 6812 nucleotides long. RefSeq names its product BCAS3 microtubule associated cell migration factor-like. Gene Ontology annotation, biological process: box C/D snoRNP assembly; autophagy; response to starvation. Gene Ontology annotation, molecular function: RNA binding; protein binding. NCBI's taxonomy places the organism in Eukaryota, Metazoa, Arthropoda, Insecta, Orthoptera, Acrididae. Bases 115 to 1422 code for a protein of 435 amino acids. The transcript is spliced from 5 exons. Gene Ontology annotation, cellular component: nucleus; cytoplasm. The record is from RefSeq and is a predicted model, not a curated record.